GGUGAACCGGAUAUCCUACCUAUUUACGCUUGCGCAGUUACCGGUCUCCUUGUUGGUUGCAAAGGUUGAGCGUCUGAGAAGGCUUUGGUCGUAACAUAAAACACUCCAACAAAAUGUACAGCUGUUCAAGAAUCGUUGCCCCAGCAACCAGAUGUCUGGUUGCCAGUGGGAGCAAAGCCAUCAGACCAAUCAGUAGCACAGUUCUAUCAAAAGAUAACUCCAACCUUAGUGUCACACCUGUUAGCACAAAUGUACUUACGAACCAGCUUAGGAACUUCCAGACCAGUGUAGCCAAACGUGAUAUUGACCAGGCUGCCAGAUAUAUUGGAGCUGGUGCUGCCACAGUUGGUGUAGCUGGUUCAGGAGCUGGUAUCGGGUCAGUAUUCGGCAGCAUGUGCAUCGCAUUCGCCAGAAACCCAUCAAUGAAACAGCAGCUAUUCGCUUACGCCAUCUUAGGAUUCGCUUUGGCCGAAGCUAUGGGUCUGUUCUGUCUUAUGAUGGCCUUCAUGAUCAUCUAUAUUCUAUAAAUUAUGCAUCUGUAGACAAUACUGUACUUGUUUGGUUGACUUAUACGAUAUUUUAGUGUGUGAGAAUGUUUAAAUUGUCAAUACUGGUAACAGUGCUACAGGGAACAAAGGAUAAUCCAGUUCUCAUUGUGAUAACCUGUUGAACAUCAGGGUUAACAAAUGUGCUUAUUUAUACACAAGAUUGAAACUGUCGUUUAUUUUGGAUUAUCAGAAACUAGUAAAAGAUUUUACGAAAAUACUGAAAUAAAAUGUUGAAGAGUU
Molecule: messenger RNA, 788 nt
Organism: Mercenaria mercenaria
Lineage: Eukaryota; Metazoa; Mollusca; Bivalvia; Venerida; Veneridae
Exons: 6
Coding region: 114-527 (137 amino acids)
Biological process (GO): proton motive force-driven ATP synthesis; proton transmembrane transport
Molecular function (GO): proton transmembrane transporter activity
Source: RefSeq, a predicted model, not a curated record